Hippocampus zosterae (dwarf seahorse) is the source of this 1336-nucleotide messenger RNA. RefSeq names its product myozenin 1a (gene myoz1a). The record is from RefSeq and is a predicted model, not a curated record. Gene Ontology annotation, molecular function: actin binding; FATZ binding; telethonin binding. Gene Ontology annotation, cellular component: Z disc; actin cytoskeleton. NCBI's taxonomy places the organism in Eukaryota, Metazoa, Chordata, Actinopteri, Syngnathiformes, Syngnathidae. The coding region runs from base 211 to 1137 and encodes 308 amino acids. The transcript is spliced from 6 exons.
UACUCCUCAAAAUCCACCUCCACCACACCGCUGCCACCCGGAGCCACAGCCUGGAAGAGACGACCUGCCAUUUGAGUGUAGGGUGGGUGUCGUGCUGACCCCUGAACCGGGAUUCACUAGACGGUACGCUUUUGGGGAAUCUGUCAAUUCGGGAUCUUGGGUCUCUUACUUCUCUGGAUUAUUAAAAAACAACAACAACAACACACAGCCAUGCCUGCAAGAACACCCACCCCAAUAAUCAAGAGGAGAAAGCCCACCAAAGUCAUCGUUGACAUAUCAAAUAUCUCUCAGGAUGAGUACGAGCCCGUGGUGAAGAUAUCCGAGUUUGACUUGGGAAGAAAGAUUGGCACGCCAAGGGACAUCAUGCUGGAGGAGUUGUCACUACUCAAGAACAAAGGCUCCAAGAUGUUCAAGAUGAGGCAGCAGCGGGUGGACAAGUUCAUCUACGAGAACAACCCCGACAUCUUCUAUGGCGACUCCAUGGACGAGUUGCAAAAAUUUGUCCCGACAGAAGGCGGUCAGAUGGGCAGCCAGACAAUACAUCUGGGCGGGUAUCUCCUCAGCAAGGAUACCAGUCAACAGCAUUAUGGAGGGAUGAUGUAUGGGGGAAGGGCCUCCAUGACCCAACCAAAGCCUGGGAGCAAGGGCGGAGAAGCUGGAGGAGCAGGAAGAGUCGGAGGAAGUGCGGGGGGACAAGGCGGAGGUCAGCAUGGGAAAGAUGGAUUACAUGGAGGGUCGGAUGGUGGAAAAGAUGAUGCAUCGAAGAAGACGCACCCGAAAACCUACAUAUCACCAUGGGAGAAGGCCAUGAAGGGUGAUGAAAGUUUGCUCGCCACCUUGAAAGGGUUCAUGCCCGGCCCUGUCCAUCAUAUUGAACUGCGCAAGUACAAAUGCUUCAACAGGACUGCCAUGCCCUAUGGCGGAUUUGAAAAGGCCCUACAGUUCAUGAAAUUCCAAAUGCCCGACACCCAGAAGAACAAAGUGGUAGUUUUGCCCACGCUGGAGUACGGGCACGACCUGAAGCUGCGACCUUCCUUUAACCGCACGCCCAUAGGCUGGAUGGGCAGCAGCGAGCCCUGUAGCAUCCAUGUGGAGCUGGACGGCGUGCCCUAUGACGGCGAGACCGAGGAGCUCUGAAGAAGCGGUUACUGUCACCCACUAAGCGCACGCAGACAAAAACCUAACAUGCUAAUACACGCUGGCAUGCACAGUCACGCUAGAUAAGCUUACAACUGUUGCUUUUUGUGAUGCGGUAAUGUUCAUGCUCGGAGAGGCAAAAGAACAAAACAUCUAUGGUCUCGAGAGAAUAAACAAUGGCAAUAUUUUGGACAACAUA